Folsomia candida is the source of this 4841-nucleotide messenger RNA. Its product is annotated as zinc finger protein Xfin-like. The transcript is spliced from 20 exons. The coding region runs from base 1831 to 4791 and encodes 986 amino acids. NCBI's taxonomy places the organism in Eukaryota, Metazoa, Arthropoda, Collembola, Entomobryomorpha, Isotomidae. The record is from RefSeq and is a predicted model, not a curated record.
CAUCGCUCAAUAAUAAUUCCAGGCACCGCUUACCCCGUCAACGGUUCGACCUACGCCCACAUUCCCGUGGCAACAUAUCCCUCUCAAAAUUGUUCCUUUCGCUCCGUCUCCAACGUAUUUACCGCCCUUUCUAAAGAAUCCUUAUUCAACAAGGACCCCACCUUCGCCAAAAUCAUGGCAAAAAUCAUGUCCUGCAAGCACACUUGUAACUUUGUGGAUCGCGAGCCGAACCGGAUCGUAAAUUGCGAUCCGAUCCACGAGCCAGUCGUGGAUCGGGUCGUGGAUCGCGAGGCAAAAGUUACAAAUGUGCCUGCAAGGGAACCACGUUUGUCCCCCAGUUCGUCGCCCAGCUAACCCGACUCGUAACCACGCCCGACGUCCUCAUCUCCGAAGUUGAACAGUUGCCAAAAAUGAAAAUGAUGGCAGAAGAAGUCGCACCUCAAAAGGAUUUCCAGAUUUCUACGGACAAAUUAAUCCAUCCGAUCUACAUCGGCGUGGGAGACGACCUACUCGGUCCUGCAGUGAGAAAGAUGCUGAGAUCCUUCAGUGAAGCCGGGUAUUUCGGGUAUUACGUCAGAUCUAUUAAGGAGGCGGGAUUUUUAAAUUUUUGGGGCAAGAUGGACCGCACAUCCGAUCAAUAAGAGGAGACGAAGGGAAAGUGGGGGAGUUGUGAGACUAAAUAUGAACCAUAUCAAGCCAAUGAUAACGCUUUGCUUGAUGCUGGAACUGAUCGGGCUGGUGUUGUUUGUGAGGGAGGUGGUAAUUGGUAGGAGGAAAUGUGUAUGGUAAUUUUAUGGAGAAAUUUUCGAUAACUUUAGGGGAGAAAUACAUGCAUACAUACACAAUUGCUUAUUAUAACAUGCCGACCCUUCUCAGAAACAUCGCUCACGUCCAGACUGGAAAUUCAGAUCGUUUACUUGUCAAAAACACAAAUUUCCAUGAGACCCAUUUUAUUUUGUUCGCUACAAAAAAUGAGCACGCUCGUUGAUCUUUCACAAAAAUUGAGAUUUAUGAGUCCCCAGUCAGCAUAAUUUGAGGUAAUUUGAGACUGACGGUGCCGUAGUUUCUCAUAAUUCUCAAUUUCUCUGAAAGUUCAACUGUGUCCGAAUGGAGAGUACCUGUAUUUUUUUAUUUUUCACAAUGCAGCAUGAAUUUUAAACGAGUUUCUUGCCAAAAUCCCAGGUUUUCAAAAUCCUGUAAUUUUUAGAAGUUAGCACCAAGUUCGCGCAAUGACCACAAGCACAGAUAAACCGAGCAAUUUCACGAAUUUGUUGCACUCAUAAUUUUCAAAAUUCUUCGCAUUUGCACAAGUUCCGCAGUAAAUGUUGUUUUUAGGAAAAACAAAUUUUUCAAUGUUUUGAGAUUUUUAGUUUAUGUAUGAAAAUAAGCUUAACAAAGUGAGGCAAGAUGAGUCACAAAACAAAAUAAAGCGGUAAAUAUGUAAGUUCUCCCUAUACUCUUGGCAUUUGAUAGACCCUUUGCUCCCUAAACAAUGAAAUAAGAGGUCGAAUCCGCUUAUUAAUUUACUAACCAAAUGAAUGGAUAACGAGGAGGGAACCGAAAUCGACCAGGAUGACGUGGCUGCUGAGGUGGAAGAUCCAAAGAAAAUGUCGAAAGAUGCAUCCCCCAACUGUAAUAAAAAUGGGACGGGACACAUUUUGCAAGAUUUACUCUCCUCCACCAUCCAUCUCGACAGAUUAGAUUUUAAUACCCCACCGCAACGACACGAUCACAACUUCCUGAAAAUUGAGGACGAUAACUCAUCGCAAGAAUUAAGGCGCUGUUCGAUCUGCUCCGAAUCGACAAAUCUGAGUCCUCUCCCCCGAAGAAAUGGGAAUUCUUGCCAAAUUCGUUUUAAGUCAGGGGCAAAUUUCUCUCAUUUUACAAGCUGAAGAUCAUCCACCAAUAUUUUGUUGUAAAAUUUGCUCCUCCGCGAUCCUCUCCUUGGCCAAAUUGACCACGCAAAUUGAAAAUAUUACCAUUGCUCUCCGUUCCGUCAUUUCCAGCAGGAAUGGACUCUUUAAUCAGCUGCGAAAUGAUUCCAAAAUUAUUGAAUUAUGGCGUGAAAUAGCAGCUUGUCCUGCUGACACUAUUUCUAACAAUAAUGACGAUACUGGAUCCUUUGAAGAAGAAGAAUUCUCCGUAAAAUUCGAGCCAACCUCCGAAGACGAAAACUGCGACGACGACGACGACACCACGCCGGCAGAGAGUGACGACUCAGACGGUGCAAAUUUCGAUGUUCAUGCCGAAUCAAAAUAUGUGUGCACAAAAUGCCAACCUAAUGUCACGUUCACCCAGUACGAUAGCCUCAUACGCCACAUGAAGAACAAGAAUAUUCACCCAGACAUUUCCGAUGCCUAUAUUUCUCACUUGCAACUUCGCUUAGCACCAAAGAAAUUUACGUGCAAAAUAUGCAACAUGAAAUUCGCCAGAAAUACGGACCUCCAGCGACACUUGAGGAACAAGAAAAUACAUCCCGUAGCCGCAUUUGGAAAGAAAUAUGUUUGCAAAACAUGUAACGCCACAUUUACCAGACUUGACGGCUACAAGCGCCACAUGACGAACAAGAAUAUUCAUCCCGACCUUUCCGAUGUUGCUAUUGCAGCCGCAUCAAAGAAACACGUUACAAAUUCGAAUGUUGAAUCAGAACAUGUCUGCAAAAUAUGUCAACCCAACGUGACAUUUACCAGGCAUGACGCUUGCCUGCGCCACAUGAGGAAUUAUCAUCCCGACAGAUCGGAUGCUUCUAUUUCCGUCGUGCAACCUCGUUUGGCAUUAAAGAAAUUUAUAUGCAAGAUAUGUAACAUGAAAUUCACCACAAACUCGCAUCUGCGUCAACAUUUAAGGAACAAGAAUAUUCAUCCCGACCUAUCCGAUGCUGAUAUUUCCGUCGCAUCAAAGAGAAACGUUACACGUUCGAAUGCUUCUAUUUCCGUCGUGCAACCUCGUUUGGCAACAAAGAAAUUUACGUGCAAGAUAUUUAACAUGAAAUUCACCACAAAUUCGCAUCUUCGUCAACAUUUUCGAAAUAAGAAUAUUCAUCCCGGCCAAUCGGAUGGUGAUCUUGCCGGCGGCGAUGGGCGUUUACUACAAGCAAGAAAAAUUCCUUGCAAAAUAUGUGGGAUGAAGUUGUCCAGUAAUUGGGCUCUCUUGUGCCACGCAAGAAGCCUGCAUCGAAAUAUUACCCCUGCCACUAAUUCUGCGGUAUCGAACACAACAGAUCGGCUCAUCCCUCUAAAACGGAACCUACUUCCAUGUUCAAAAUGUGACAAGAGUUUCUGCUCGAACUGGAAGUUACUCCGACACAAACGCUCCAUUCACGGACAGGUUCCUUUUAUGCGGAAAUGUACCCGUUGCCCGCGCACCUUCGCGCACUUGAGCUUAUUGCAAAUGCACAUGCGUAAAUGUUACAAUGUUCCAAUUGUUCCAUGCAAAGGAGCGCGUCAUUCCUGUGCCAUAUGUUCAAAAACCUUUGUCACACCGACACAUAAGAACCGUCACGUUGAACUUUUCCAUUUCCUGGACAAGACGUGCUGCCCGUACGGAUGCCCGACCCAGUUUGGCUCGGAGGCUGAAUGGGUGACUCAUUUGGAGGGGUGUGACUCCCCAAAAAUGAGUGCAGAAUCGGAAUGCUUUUGCCAAUAUUGCCCCGCCGUGUUCCGCAACAUCCUCUUGCAGAUAGAACAUCGUCUGCGCGUACAUCCCGAAAGGUGCUACCCUUGUUCUAUGUGUGGACAGAGACUUACCCGCCUAAGUGCUCUACGUAAUCACGGGUGCGGUAUGAAUGCAACCACGUUUUCGGAAUCCAGUCUCGAAACUGAAUCAAAAUAUGUGUGCUUAGUCGCUGCCGGCUUCAAACCUCGCUCGACAUUAAAGAAAUUUACGUGCAAAAUAUGUAACAUGAAAUUCACCACAAAUUCGCAUCUCCGUCAACAUCUGAGGAACCAAAAUAUUCAUCCCGGUCUUUCCGAGGCCGAUAUUGUCGGCUUGAAACCGGGUUCGGCAUCGAAGAAAUUUACGUGCAAAAUAUGUAACAUGAAAUUUACUAGAAAUUAUCAUCUCGUUCAACAUUUAAGGAACAAGAAUAUUCAUCCCGGCCUUUCCGAUGCUGACAUUUCCGCCGCAUCAAAGAAAAUCGUUCCAAAUUGGAAUGCUGAAUCGAAAGUGUGCACAAUAUGCCAGCCUACUGUGACAUUUACCAGACAUGACGCUUGCCUGCGCCACAUGAGGAAUAUUCAUCCCGUCAGAUCGGAUGCUUCUAUUUCCGAAUUGCAGCGUCACGUAUCACCAAAGAAAUUUGCGUGCAAAAUAUGUAACAAGAAAUUCACUACAAAUAAGCAUCUCCGGCGAGAUUUGAGGAACACGAAUAUUCAUCAACACAUUGCCGAUACGUAUAUUUCCGGCAGUAGUCCCAGUGCUUCACUCCGGACAAGCUUAAGCCAAGGAGCGCGUCCGUCCUGCGCCAUAUGUUCAAAAACCUUCUCCACAUCGGGAAACAAGAAUCGACACGUCGAACUGGUCCACUUCCUGGACAAGACGUCCUGCCCGUACGGAUGCGCAACCCAGUUUGGCUCGGAGGCUGAGUGGGUGACGCAUUUGGAGGGGUGUGACUCCCCGAAAAUGAGUGUAACAUCCCAAUGUCUUUGCCAAUACUGCCCCGCCGUGUUCCGCAACAUCCUCUUACAGAUAGAACAUCGCCUGCACGUUCAUCCGGAAAAGUGCUACGCAUGCUCAGUUUGUGGGAAAAAAUUUUCCCGCUUACAUUUUCUCCAUGACCACCGUUGUAAAUAAAUGGUAAAAAAUAUUUACUGAUAAUUUAAAAUAAAGACAGUAAAACCCGA